Panicum hallii is the source of this 1762-nucleotide messenger RNA. RefSeq lists its product as uncharacterized. Lineage: Eukaryota; Viridiplantae; Streptophyta; Magnoliopsida; Poales; Poaceae. The transcript is spliced from 4 exons. The record is from RefSeq and is a predicted model, not a curated record. The coding region runs from base 238 to 1413 and encodes 391 amino acids.
GGACCAAACUUAGAAGCAACCAAGUGAGAGAUCCAACAACACCGUCCCUAAACCUCAAGCAUCAUUCUUCUUGCUACUUAUUCAGUACUUCAGCUCCUUCCAACUUCUCCUCUCAUACUGUCUCACCCCUCUUGUUCCACAAUUCCAGCGGUGACUUGACCUCUCGCUGUAGACUCACACGCCAUCAAAGGCCGUCGGCACAUAUCCGCUGUCUAGACCCCCGAUUAAAGCGCACAAAUGUGCGGAAAGAUGGAGCACAGCAUCCACAUGGAGCACAAGGGCUUACUUGGUGGCGAAUUCAAAGAGGGGAUUUGUGCCUCAAUUCCCAAACCUCCUUCUAGCACAUCAAGCAGGCCAAACAGCAUGGUUGUCAAGAAGGUGUGCCCGCGGGAAUUCAUCCCGCCGCACAUCAUCGCGGAGGCGAUCUCGACGCUGCACGGGCUGGACCUGCGGUGGUCGGGGCCGAUCACGCCCAGCGAGCGCCAGUACGUGGAGCAGUACGUGCUGGCCAUGUACCCGCAGUACUCGCACGGGCUCAUCGAGGACGGCAGCUGCGACAAGGACGACCUCUACUCCACCUACUACAGCGGCAGCACGACGACGUCGCCGGAGGCCGGCGGCGAGCGGCGGAGGUCGUCGCCGGUGGGCUCGCCGUCGUCGGCGGCGCCGGCAAGGCCAGACAUGGUGGACAUGGUCCGGCUGGAGCCGUCCCGGCUGCUGGACAUCCUGACCAAGAAGUCGUCGUUCCCCGGGAGCUUCAUCUCGAUCCCGGAGAUCCAGGCCAGGAACCGGGUGCUCCGCCACUGCGGCCUCACCGACGACGAGUACCUCGUGCUCUUCGCGCCCACGCCAAGGGACGCCAUGAUGCUGGUGGGCGAGAGCUACCCGUUCUUCCGGAGCAGCUACUACAUGUCGAUCCUGGAGGAGGACGGCGACUGCAUCCGCGCGUUCGCGGCGUACAAGGAGGCCAAGGUCAUCGCGGCGCCGGAGUCGUGGCUGGACCUCCGCAUCAAGGGCUCCCAGCUCAGCCAGUACUUCCGCCGCAAGUCCAAGCACGCGCCCAAGGGCCUCUUCGCCUACCCCGCCGUCUCCCCCGCCGCCGCCGCCGCGCCCUCCGCCGCUUCCUCCGGCUGCGGCGCACGGCAGCAGCAGCCGGCGCGGUACUCACUGCACUGGGUCUCCGAGGCGCACCGCAACGCGUGGCACGUGCUCCUGGACGCCACCGCGCUCGCCGUCGGCGAGGACCGGCUCCCGCUCUCGCUGCACCGCCCGGACUUCGUGCUGUGCACGCUCGGCGACACGGCCGUGCGAGCCCAGCAGCAGCAGGCGGCGGUGAGGGUCACCUGCCUGCUCGUCCGGAGGAGGUCCUUCGACACCUCGCCGCUGCCGCAGCAGCCGCAGAAGCUGCCGUAGAGUUUUGUACGCACGCCACGCGUGACGCGUGUACUUGUGUCGUUUUUUUUUACAACCGUGCUCAGUUUUUCGUUAAGAGGAGGAGAGAGUUUUAGUACUUGUGUCGUGUUACCGAGAGGAAGCUGCACAGAUCUCAAAGCAGGAGCUGAUGUGCAUAGUGGUGUUCGGUUGGCUCUUGCCCGCGAGCUUUGUGACAGCUGCGGAGCCAAGAGUGGCUUGUGGAUUAUCUGCUUUGAGAUCUGUGCGGUUCUUUCCCUACCUUUUUACGGCUUUGCGAUCUGCAAUUUUAUUCUUGCGUGCGCGACUUCAAUCAGUUUCAAUAUGUUACCCUUCUUUUUUGCGAGGACAA